AGCCGCGGCCGCCAGCGGGUCCAGGGAGCGCGAAAUCGGAAAUGGGCGGGAAUUGACUUCCUGUGCUUCCCGUAGGCGCCAGGGACCCGGAGCCGGACCCGGAGCCGGACCCGCACUUCUCGCGGACGAACAGCUCCCGCAACCUCAGCCCCGGAAUUUCACCGCGCUGAACGAAAAUUAUUGAGGCUUUGAUUAACACGGGAGUACUUCAGUUGCAAGCUGGAUAACCUUUAAAUGAAACACAGUUAAAAUCUUAUUCACUGAAGAGAGAUUCCUAUCAACAAAGUCCACAUUAAAUUGGAAAAGAAUUAUGUUGUCUUUAAACAACCUGCAAAAUGUCAUCCAUAACCCGAGAAUCCCCUAUGUUGGCACCAUUUCUGAGCAGUUGGAGCCUGGAUCCUUGAUUGUCAUCCGUGGCCAUGUUCCUAGUGAUGCUGAGAGAUUCCAGGUGGACCUGCAGUGCGGCAGUAGCUUGAAGCCCCGGGCCGAUGUGGCCUUUCACUUCAACCCCCGCUUCAAACGGGGCAACUGCAUUGUCUGCAACACUCUGACAAAUGAAAGGUGGGGAUGGGAAGAGAUCACCUAUGACAUGCCCUUCCAAAAAGAAAAAUCUUUUGAAAUCGUGAUCAUGGCGCUGAAGGACAAAUUCCAGGUGGCAGUGAAUGGAAAGCAUACUCUCCUGUACGCCCACAGGAUUAAGCUAGAGAAAAUAGACACGCUGGGCAUUUAUGACCAUGUGAAUGUUCACUCAGUUGGCUUCAGAUUCAGCUCGGUGAGUGCUCUUCUGGAUUUACAAAAUACUCAAGCAUCUACUCUAGGACUAACAAAUAUGAAUAGAGAAAAUAUACAAAAGUCUGGAAUUUCACAGUUUCCUAGUAAUAGAGGAGACAUUUUUAAAAUCAUACCACAAUCUGCGUACACCAAGAGCAGAGAUUCGACUGUCAAUCACAGUGUGACUUGCACCAAAAUACUACCCAUCAACUGUUUGUCAAAGACCCUGCCCUUCGAAGCAAGGUUAAAUUCCCCCAUGGGGCCUGGACGGACUGUUGUCAUUAAAGGAGAAGUGAAUAUGAAGGCCAAAAGCUUUAAUAUUGAUCUAAUAGCAGGAAAAUCAAAGGAUAUUGCUCUACACUUGAACCCACGCCUGAAUAUUAAAGCAUUUGUAAGAAAUUCUUUUCUUAAUGAUGCCUGGGGAGAAGAAGAGAGAAAUAUUACCUUCUUCCCAUUCAGUCCUGGAAUGUACUUCGAGAUGAUAAUUUAUUGUGAUACUAGAGAUUUCAAGGUUGCCAUCAAUGGAGCACACAGCCUGGAGUACAAGCACAGAUUUCGGGACCUGGGCAGCAUUGACACGGUGGCCAUCAAUGGUGAUAUCCACUUACUGGAAGUCAGGAGCUGGUAACCAUCAGGCGUGCUACAAACCCGAAAUACAGAAUGACUGUGUAAUCCCAGCUAUAUCGAAAUGCACCUCACUGUUACCGCCUUACUUAAAUUGCACUUGUGUAGCAUUAAGUCCAGCUGUUGUCCCUUCCAGUGGCCUAAGGGGGAAAUCUCAGGCAGUAGCCACUUGCAGCCAAUGAGAUGCCUGCUUUCUCCCCCAUGGCCUUUCAAAACCACACUGAAGAAUUUAGUAAGUGCCUACUGUAACAAAGCCACUAGCUGGCCUCAAGCAUGUGUUUUGUCAGCACCGUGCUGGAAGCAGGCAUGCACACAUGGUGGUGCAAAGCCGGUGCAGAGCCAGUGGUGCAGAGGCAGUGUCCGUCUUCUCAGGCACCACCAUGUGCUGACACGUUGGGACCACUGGUUUAAGGGUUAUGCAGCUGUUCAGUCACAUAAAAUACUAACUUCCCAAAGAUACCACUCCUUCCCCAGGGACUCCUUUUACAGUGAGCAUUCUAUCAUGUCCUAAUCAAGAGGACUGAUGCAGACUUUCAUCUGCUAGUGAAUCUGUAGUUAAUAAACAUGCAGCUUUUCUUGCUGUAGGUCCUACCAAAUAAUUAUCAUGUAUAUGACAUUUCAGCACAGCAGAAAAGUUAAGGCCAAAAACAAAACAAGGAGCCAACCAAAACCAACCCCAUGGUGUUGACUCCGUGUUGAGCUAUUGGUUUCUGAUUCCCAGAGCUUCGAGGCAUAGGCCUGAGUGUGAGGAGAGGCCCGGUGAUUCAGUCUGUUGUUAUAUUUGUGGGCAAUGAAGUAAUGCCAAACGAGUAGUGAACAGGCACCAUGAGAAAGCAAAACCUACCGAUGAGAGACCAAUGAAAGAAGGCAGAGGCAGCCUAAAAACGUUUGCAUGCAAACCAACACUCACCUCUGCUCUUCUGAAGAUUAGUCCAGCAGUAGCAGUGAGAUCAAAACACUGUUCUGCUUUAAGUGAUUAAAAUCAAACCUGUAUCAGCAAGUUAAACCGUUGCAUUUCUGUAAUGUUUCUAUUAUGUGAAGCAAGUUGGCAGAAGUUCCAUGCAGAAUCUUUACAGGUCAGAUCUUGUUACAGAUUUCAAAGGUUCAGGCCUGCGGAAAAUAAGCUAAAUCGGUCAGAUCAUUUUAUCACAUUAACAGUCACAACAGAUUUGGGUAGAUAUUAUUUGUAUCCAUAUUAAAAAGCAUACCAUUAUCAAUCUUGAUUUUUAACAACGUACUCUGUGGAAACAGCUAGCCCUUCUUUCAUGUUAAUAUUGCAAGACUCAAGAGGACAUGGAUGUGUGUGUGUUUGUGCAGGAGUGGGGGGAUAGUAGCUGUAGAAGGCAAGAAGUUCAAGAAACCCCCAAGGUUAUUUCCUCUUCAUAAAGAGCAGCAGAAUGCACAACUGAGACACUGCAGACCAAAAGGCACAUAGGAAAAAGCCUCCUCAAACUGGUCCCUUAAAUGUUUAAAAAUUUCUUUCCAUUUUUGUUUUAUAUGGAGCUAUUAGACCAAUUCUUUGAUAGAAAAGAUAUAAACCUUAAGCUUCUUUUUUAAAAAGGCUAUUAGUUUACUAAUGAACUUUAUCAAUAUACUUAAAUAGAACUAUUUAUAGCAAGCUUUAUCUCAUAAUUGGCCUUUUGCUUUGUAUAAUUCUGCUCUAAAUUUCCAUAUUAAAUGAGAUCAAAGGUGACUCAUUGUGAA
Octodon degus (degu) is the source of this 3099-nucleotide messenger RNA. It is a transcript of the gene Lgals8, whose product is annotated as galectin 8. NCBI's taxonomy places the organism in Eukaryota, Metazoa, Chordata, Mammalia, Rodentia, Octodontidae. Gene Ontology annotation, molecular function: carbohydrate binding. Bases 311 to 1399 code for a protein of 362 amino acids. The transcript has 12 exons. The record is from RefSeq and is a predicted model, not a curated record.